Messenger RNA from Symbiodinium natans, 3801 nucleotides. Lineage: Eukaryota; Dinophyceae; Suessiales; Symbiodiniaceae. The record is from the annotation of a GenBank genome assembly.
AUGAGAUCAUGGGUGCUCGUGUUUCAGAGCUUUUUGUUCUGCGCGGGUGAGUCAUGGAAGCUUCGAGGUGGUGGACCUAACCUGGCCAUGCUGCAGCUGGAAGAUGCUGCAUAUCCCUUUGGAAGUGGUGGCCUGUUCAGGAAGAAGAAGAAGGCAGGAGCCCCGCACCCAGAAAUUCACAAAGCUUUGCAUAAGAACAUGGAUUUCGAAGCUCAGCGAGAUCCCGGUGACACGGAUGCUGUGGUGAUCGAGCAGACUUUCGACUUGCUGGAUACGAAUUAUGACGACAGCCUCUCUAGAGCAGAGUUCAUUGCCGGCGCCAUCCGAAACAGUCCUGCAAGCCGCGCAUCGCUGGCUGACAUUUUCGAAGCCAUGGAUGGUGACGGGGAUGGCAGCAUCUCACGCACCGAGUUUGUCACUGCAGCGCGAGGAUCUAAAGAGAUGCUUGGGCUCUCUCCAGCCUUUCACACCGCGGAUGCAGAUGGUGACGGCUGGAUCUCACAGGACGAGUUCCUGUUCUCGGCUCGUCAGUUCUAUCCCCGCGACUGGCAGACCAGUGAAAAGCUAAUUCCGCUUUUCCACCUGCUGGAUACCGACUCUGACGGACGCCUUUCCCGUAUAGAGUUUAUCAAGCAGGCAGAUGGUGGCCCAGUGCUGUCCGCAAAGAAGCCUCAGGCAAAGCCAAAGGCCGUACCCACAGUACAAAAAGCCACACAGAGCAAGACCACAACUUCAUCUCCAGCUGCGAAAAGCGCCAUCUCGAAGGAGGAAGUCGACCAGAUCAAGGAGGCCCCUAAGAAAGCUUUAGAGAAAGCUGUAGAUGAAGCUCAGGGCUGGAAGGAGCUUGCAAAGAGCAUAGUGCGUGAGACAGCGGCAGCUGUCCGGGAUGCUCUUCGCCAGGAGCUAGGGCGCGAAAGAAAGCCCCUGAAUGCACCCGCCAAGGCAGCUCUAGAGGCCGCCAAGGUUGCAGGGCUGCCGAAGGCAGUUGCGGCAACGGCCGCAGCUGAGGUCGCAGCCGAAGCUGCAGCAGAAGAGGAGGAGAGCAGGGGCAGCUCGGCGCGCACAAUCGGAGCAGCAGCGGCCACGGCCGCUUUGAAGGCUGCCAAAGCUGCGGGGCUUACAACUGCUGAGGCGGAGGUUCGCUCGGCCAGUGUUGCCAGCGAAACGGCUGCAAAAAAGGCGUUGGUGAGCUCCAAGGAAGUCGAAGAGACGGCAGCUUUUGCAGCCAAGGCUGCCUUUUCGGCUGCAAUCGACUCAGGGCUGAGUACCGCCUUGGCCGCACAGGCUGCAGCCGAGGCGGCCGGGCAAGUGAUCGCAAAGCAUGCCCAGAUCUCCAAGAGCUCGGGGACCAUGGACAGUACCCAGAAAAAGGAGAGUGCCGCGCAAGCUGCGGAACGAGCGCUGAAGGAGGCCCAUGUGGAGCCGAAGCUGGUCGUGGACACGGCGAGCACAGCUGUAGGCACCGCGGCCGCCGAGGAGGUGAGGGAGGCUGGUGGUGGUACCCCAGAGGUAGCUGCAGCGGCAGCGAAGGCCGUGUUCCAGUUUGCCACCGACACAGGAGCAAAUCCCAAAGAGGCCGUCAAGAAAAGCGCGAUUGCGGCAGGAGAAGCAGCUGUAAAGAUUGCUGUUUCUGAAGGAAAGACUAGCAAAGAGGUAAUCAGAACCGCGGUUGGUGCAGCCACUGAGGCCUUGGAGAAGCUGGGCAACAACAGUCCCACGCAGCAAGUCGACGCUUCAAUGGAAGCUGCAAAGAAAGCCGUGGGCACACAACUCACUCCUAGACAAACUUUGUCUGUAGCAGCCGCUGAGGCCGCGACUGCUGCUGUAGAAGCAGGAUCUAAGAAGUCCGUGAUUGAAGUAGCGUCAUUGGCGGCAAGGUCGACAUUGCAAGCAGCGGCCAAGAUGGGCCUGACAGCGACUGAAGCCUCUUUACCAAUUGCCAAGGCAGCAGGAGAGGCAGCAGUUCGGUCCGGGGAUCUACGCUUCAUGAGCACUGACGAGAUUGUUUCUGCAGCAGAUGCCGCCGUGCGGCAGCUCUUCCAAGAAGAGUCAACCCCUGAGAAGCAGUCAAUUGCUGCGUUGGCAGCGGGCAUGGCAGCGGCCAACAGUGCCAGAGACAGUGCGAAGAGGCAUGAGCUCUCUGCACAAGCAGCGGCGCAUGCUCAGAAGGCUGCUUUGAAGGCAAGAUUGGGCAAUGUCCGAGCUGGUGUAGCCGCUGCCACUGUGGCCGCUGCAGCGCUGGUGGAUUCUGCUGGCGAGCCACAGGAAGAACAGGAACAGGAAGAAGAGGCGACAAAGGCAGCUCUGGCUGCCGCAGAGGCGGCCGGCAUGACAUCGUUGCAGGCAGUUGAGGCAUCAAAGGCCGCUGUGGCCGAAGCCAUUAGCUUUGCAAUCCCUGUUGACGUGUUAGCUAAAGCUGGCAAGGCAGCAAAGAAUGCUGCGGAGCAAAAGCACUCACAGAAAGAUUCCUUUGAUGAAGCUGUGACUGUUGCAAAGCUGGCUGGUAAGGCUGCAAGACUGGCAGGCAUGAGUUUGCAACAGGUCGCUGUGGUGGUUGGGUCCAAGGCUGCCACCGCAAUCUUCAGCUUUGCUAGCAUCGAUGCGCCAGCAGUUCUCACGCAGAAGGCUGUCAAAGCUGCUCUCCGGGCAUCUUUGGCUUUAUCCCUAACGCCUGAACAGGUGGGUUCAGCUGCUGUCUAUGCAGCUGCUGGCGCUGCAGCCAAAUCUCAGAAGGUGUUCUUCCUUAACACGCAGGAGGCUGCCGAGCUGGCUGCCAAGGCAUUGAAAACGGUCAUGGAGGCUGCAGAGAAAGAGCCAGAAAAGGAUGAAAAAGACCAGCUGCUCCUCCUCGACACCGAAAACGUGCCGGAAGGGGUGGCAGCUGUGCCGAGCCUCGCGGAGCUAGUGAAGGGCUUGUCCGGGGAGGUGAGGAAGGUUCUGUCGGCCACGGCGGCGGGGAACGCGGCGGAGCAGAUCGCCCAAAGCGCCGGCCUCGACCAGCCACAAGUGGAGCGGGCGGCCGCCACGGCAACGCAGCAAGUGGCCCUGUCCCUGAAUCUGCCACCCCCGAAGGCAGCCAAUCUUGCUGCUGUUGCUGCAGGGUCCGCUGCUGGAAGGGCAGCUGCAGUGCAAGGAUUGGAGGAGAAGCAAGUUGCUGUGGUGGCCGCUGAGGCCACAGUGCAGGCAGCCAAGUCUGCUGGGCUUCCUGCCCAACAGGCCAAGGAGAUAGCCGCCGCUACCGCUGCUGCUGCUGUGGCGGAAGGUGCUGCGCAUGCCAGCGUGAUUGAGACCAGUCAGGAAGAGAUCACAAGGACAAAGCCCUCAUCGAAGAGCCACGAUGACUUCAGCCGACUGGACAGAAACGGCGACGGACGGCUCAGUGCAGAUGAGCUGAAGAGCUGGAAGCCGGUGGAUGACUUCACAAUGCUAGAGCGGAAUGGAGACGGCGAGCUCUCCAUGAAGGAGUUUCAGAAGUGGAACCCGCAGUUCGCGAAUGUCUUGACAGCGAAGAAAGCUUCUGCUCUGAGUCUGUCUCAUAUUGCACAGCCAGCGGCCUUCGACAAGUUUGAUGCGUUAGAUAUGAACCACGAUGGCAAAAUCAGUCCUGAUGAGCUCAAGUCCUGGAAGCGACGUGACGCUUUCAGCGUCCUCGAUGUGAACCACGACGGACACAUCUCGCCAGACGAGCUGCGCCUGUGGCACGUGGGCACAGGCCCAGGUGACAAGGCGGCCGAUGGCGCCAAUGGCAUGCAGAGAGUGGAGACCAUGCUUGCUAACGCGCUGCAAUCGACAUUGGUGUGA